AAAUAAAUAAGAGCGAAGGGCAAGUAGUCUCUUCUCUUCUCUCUCACAGAGUCGAUCUAGGCAGAUCUGUUGAGUCCUCAAACCCUGGGGGUUUGAGCUGCGUUUCCCUCUUCGUUCGAAAAUCCCCUUCUCUUCGCAACGAUGAUAUCGACGCACAAGCUCAAAUCCGUGGAUUUCUACAGGAAAAUUCCCAGAGAUUUGACAGAGGCAUCAUUAUCUGGUGCUGGUCUGUCUAUCAUAGCUGCCUUAUCAAUGUUGUUUUUAUUUGGAAUGGAACUAAAUGAUUAUUUGACAGUGAGCACAUCUACCUCAGUUAUUGUUGACAGGAGUCCAGAUGGGGAAUUCUUGCGCAUAGAUUUUAAUAUCAGCUUUCCUGUACUGUCCUGUGAAUUUGCAUCUGUUGAUGUGAGUGAUGUCCUGGGAACAAACAGAUUGAAUAUAACAAAAACAAUUCGCAAGUAUCCAAUAAGUGCUGAUUUGAGACCUACUGGCUCUGAGUUCCAUUCAGGGCCAAUUUCAAGAAAUAUUAAGCAUGAUGAAGAAGUUGAUGAGGAGUAUGCUGAAGGUUCUAUUGCAUUAGGUGAACGCAAUUUUGAUAGAAUUUCACACAAGCAUCAAAUUUUGGCUGUCAAUUUCUAUGCUCCUUGGUGCUAUUGGAGUAAUCGCCUGAAACCUUCAUGGGAGAAAGCAGCCAAUAUUAUAAAAGGAAGAUAUGACCCAGAAACGGAUGGGCGAAUUGUUUUAGGAAAGGUUGAUUGCACUGAAGAAGCAGAUUUGUGUAGAAGGCAUCACAUACAGGCAUAUCCAUCUAUUCGCGUUUUCCGUAAAGGAAGUGAUGUCAGGGAUGACCACGGGCACCACGAUCAUGAAUCAUAUUAUGGCGAUCGGGAUACAGACAGCCUGGUCAAAACAUUUGAAAACUUGGUUGCGUCUAUUCCAUUGGAGACUGAGCCACUGGCUUUGGAGAAUAAAAGCAAUAAUGUGGCAGAUGAUGCAAAAAGACCUGCACCAUUAGCUGGAGGAUGUAGAAUUGAAGGCUUUGUGCGUGUUAAGAAGGUUCCUGGCAACCUUGUCAUCUCUGCUCAUUCAGUAGCCCACUCAUUUGAUGCUUCUAAGAUGAACAUGUCACACAUUAUUUCUCAUUUUUCCUUUGGUAAACAAAUCUCUCCAGCAGUGAUGAGUGACAUGAAAAGAAUACUACCUUAUCUUGGCAGAAGUCAUGACAAACUGAAUGGCCGAGAGUAUAUCAUCAGGCCUGGUGAUUCAAUUGCAAAUGUUACUAUAGAGCAUUAUCUUCAAGUUGUAAAGACGGAGGUGAUAACUAGGAGAUCCUACCGUGAAAGGAAAUUAGUUGAAGAGUAUGAGUACACAGCCCACAGCAGCCUCAUACACAGUUUAAAUAUCCCUGUCACAAAAUUUCAUUUUGAACCAUCUGCGAUGCAGGUAUUAAUAACAGAGAAUUCAAAGUCUUUUUCGCACUUCAUAACAAAUGUCUGUGCCAUUAUUGGUGGUGUUUUUACGGUUGCUGGGAUAUUGGAUUCGAUUCUGCACAACACCAUAAGGCUAAUGAAAAAGGUUGAACUAGGAAAGAAUUUUUGAUAGAAAUAUGGAAUUAAUCAGUGUACAAAGAACAUCUCAUUUCCCCCCCUUCCCCCCAACAAUUUGGGAAUUUUUGCUCUGAUGAUGCAAUUGUAGUAUUUUCAAAAUUUUAAAGUGAACGGUGAAGUUAGUAUAUAUAGAAUCCAAACUGUCUGGUCCUAACUA
Diospyros lotus (date-plum) is the source of this 1764-nucleotide messenger RNA. RefSeq names its product protein disulfide isomerase-like 5-4. NCBI's taxonomy places the organism in Eukaryota, Viridiplantae, Streptophyta, Magnoliopsida, Ericales, Ebenaceae. Gene Ontology annotation, cellular component: COPII-coated ER to Golgi transport vesicle; endoplasmic reticulum. The record is from RefSeq and is a predicted model, not a curated record. The transcript has 15 exons. Bases 142 to 1599 code for a protein of 485 amino acids.